GCGUGCGUGUGAAACAGAUGUACUGCAUCCCUGCUAUCUUCAGUGGGAUUACGAUAUGCAAGAUUAACAACAAACUGACUGUGUUUGCUCCUCUGCCCCGCAGCUACGCCACCAAGACUGAUCCAUAACCACCGCCAUCAUUACAAUAAUAAUCAUCAUAAUAAGGAGAAGAGGAAGAAUCCCCCGGCUGGCGAACAAACAACAUCUGGGCGUGGAGAGAAGGGAGAGGGCCACGUCUCGGCAGGGUGGGCAGCAGAUGGUGACACUGCAGCAGCACUUCUCCAGCAUGGAGGAGACGGUGCGAACGUUACUACAGAACCAGGACUCACUAGAAGGUCCCAAGGUGGAUCCACUGGACCUCAUGAAAGCAUACAAGGACAAACUCCUGGAGGAGAUGUGGAAACAGCAGGACAGUCUGGAGGGUCCCACAGCCACGGCGGCGGAGAUGCCCACCUCGCCCGAGGCCAGUGGCAGCGGAUCAGAGGAGAAUUCAAAGGACAGCAAUCCCCUGCUAGAGCGACUCCGAGCACUGGAGGCGGAGAACUCUGCUCUGUCCAUGGAAAAUGACAACCAGAGGAAACAGUACGAGCGCUGCCUGGACGAGGUGGCAAACCAGGUGGUCCAGGCUCUCCUCACUCAGAAGGACUUGAAAGAAGAGUGUGUGAAGCUGCGGACCCGCGUCUUUGACUUGGAGCAACAAAACCGCAUCCUCAGCAUGUUGUUUCAACAGAGAGUCAAGAUGUCCUCCACUCCCGUCUCACAGGACGUCCAAAGAAAUGGAAAAGCUGGAAUUCCUGCAGGGAGGUGGCCCAGCCUACUGAGCCUGACAUGCCCACGCAGCAGCGGCAGCGGCAGUGGCAGUGAACUGUCUCUAUCCAGUGCUUGCAGUGAAUACUCCAGUGGCUCCCACACUUGGGCAGAGGGGCGUGGCUUCUCCAAGCAGUGUGCCACAAGCCGGGACAAACGGAUGAGCACGGGUUCAGUAUCCAGCAACCAUUCAGCGCCCAUAGAGCAAACGGAUUUGGGAUGGAAGGAGGGCCACAUUCUGAAAGGCCUUAAGCGUCUUCAAAUGCCCAACUCCAAAGAGGCGGCUUCUCCUGCAGCUGUACCACACUGCAAGGAUUGUAUGACCUCAAACGAGGGAAUAUAUUCUCUUGGAGUCAAGUGUGUCCAACAAGGGACUACAACAAAGCCAACUGUACCUACAAGUAAAGCUUUCAAGGCUGCAACAGGAAUUACCACCUUAGAUUCAGAUGAUGCAGAUGAUGAAUCACAUAAAGAACCGAACAGAGAAUCCAGUGAGCAACCAGCUAAUGACCUUCUUUCCCUGGAAAAACUGAAUAUUACAAGGGAUGUAGAUAAAGAGAUGGAAGAAGUCCCUGUGAAGCAUUCUGGUCUUUUCCAUUCACCUGUCACUGAUAACUUUCUGUUUUUGGAGGCUCCCUCAUUAAAGCCUGGUGUGAGCCCAACUGAUGGCCUCACACAACAAGAGGAAAUGAACAAGGACUCACUCGAAAAACACAAAGGCAUUAAAUUCAGUGACAAAAACAAUAACCAGGAAAGGUCUACUGAUCGUAAAUCUAGACUUGACCAAGUCAAAAGGCAACAAGGGAGACCUGUAAGCAAGCAAGUUGAAGCUGGGACUAGUGACCUGAGCUCGCACGUUCAGAAUACGGCAACACGAGCUCUGAGCUGCAUGAAUGAAGCCAGGCAGCGCAGCUCCUCCAUGGAAGUUCCUCACUGCAGAGACCAGGCAAUUCAAGCUGGUGGAGAGAAUCAAGACGGUGGCGUUUCAGAUUCUCAACAGAGAAAACUGAAACCUCAACUGUGUGACUCAGCAAGGAAGGCGUUUAUCCUGCGAAGCAAGAGUGCAGAUGGAGGACAGGAACAACCAAAGCAUACUCAUUCUCCUCUACACCAAAAGCUUAUCAAGGGUCACAAGUCAAAAGGGCAAUCGAACACGAAUCCCUCAGGGCACAGUGUUCCCUGCAAAAGGGCAAAUCUUAGUAAACCACAUGGCUCAAGCAAGAACACAUUAUCUAAAGUUGAGAAAGAAGAGGAUAUGGCAGCGUGCACAAGCUCCAAGUCUCUUGAGACUGUUCAACUGCGUUCGCCUCUUGCUUCCCCUGUGAAACAGUCAAAGACGUUCAAGCCUCAUGGGGUCAGUGAAAGCUCAAAGAGUCCAACAAAAUCCUCUUUGCCGAUUACUAGAAUUCAGUCAAGCAACGAUUCCACAGAAGAAAGCGUUUAUGAUAACUUACCGUGCUCACCACGAAAACAAAGACGCCAAGACCAGAACUGUGACGUUAGCCAGAAGCCUUCAGAACGUAGGUCACCCUCCCCACCGUUACCCCCAGGGCGAAAUGCAUCACUUCUCCUGAGACACAGUUGUGACAGCUUACCCAAAGAUCAAAAAUCUACAGGCCAGCAUCAAAACUCCACUACUGGAAAAAUGAUGGCAAGCACUACCAUGACACAACCAAAUCAGCUUUCUUCUGGUUUGAUGCCUCAGCAAUCCAACCCAAGGAAAGAUAAUCAGCAUACGGCCUCUCAAAUGGGCAUUGAGUCACUGAAAGAUACUCAAGCAAAAAUCUAUCAUGGCCACUCAGCCAAGAUGCCAUCUGUCCCUAUUCAAGAAACACACAUCACAGAAACAGUCCAGUUGUCUACAGACACAAAUCCCACUUGUUCUGAUGAAAAAGGUGCUUCCUCUAGACUGCCAAAUCAGAGUGUCUUGCAAAGAUCCCAGCAGAGCAUUAGUGAGCCAAAACUUUCAGAAGUCUUGCCUUCAGCAUUUUCUAAUGUUUACUACCACGGGAUUGCCAACAAUCCCCAGACAUCCACCUCAAGAGCUGUGAAAAGGACUUUUCCUAUUAAUGCUAAGUCUCAUGAGGCCAUCGCCGGACAAGAAACAAAUACUUUCCUCAUCUUUGGAAGGCAAAACAAAGAUGAUAUGAACACCACUGCAAGAAGUGCGCAAAACUUUCAGACUUUUACAUGCGAUCCUCAGAUGAUACAUGACUGCAGUGCACAUGAGAACACCCGCAGGAAGAUAGAGACCCGCUGUAAUUCACUGGAUUCUGAGCCCUCCGUUCAGCCUGGUGCUUCAGAUAGCGGUGUGAUGUUGGACUGGGGAUUUGAUGAGGAAGGCUGGCUGUUUAAAAGGUCAGUCUCUGUGUCUACUAGACCCCUUCUUAAACCAGUCAUGGGUAUGAAUGGAGCCAAGGCUCGCAGCCAGAGCUUUGGUGCACGCUACAUGGACAGGCCAAGCUUCAACCGAUCUGGAAAGGUCCGCACUCAGAUCAAAACCCACUCAGGAAGUUCAUUGAACUCUCUGGGUGAUGUACUCCCAGGCAGUAUGAGUUGCUCCAGUAGCUAUCACUGUCCAAUGAACCGAUCACUUCUGAACAACUUUCUGAUCGAAGAGGGACUGGCCGUUCCUUCACAGUUGGCAUCCUCCAGUGAAAGACUGCAGAGUCUGAAGCUCCAGCGUGAGCAGGCCAGACGCCUUCAGAUUGAGCAGCAGUUUUCAAGUGCGUUUGGGGAACCAGUUUCUGAAGAACCUGAGAGACAAAGUACUAUCACCACAAUUGAAGAGAAAGUGAUGCUCGGCAUAGAAGAGAACUUGCACAAGUCUCAAGAACAGGAGAGAAGCAAUGAAGUGAAGCAGAAAUCUGGUUCCACUUUAGCAAACUGGUUUGGUUUUCGUAAGAGUAAGCUUCCUGCUCCAAGUAGCAAAAAAACUGACCCACCUAAAGCUAAAGAAGAGAAGAGGGAGCAAAAAAUCACAUCCCUUCUGGGAGGGAAGCAGACCAAGUCCGACAAAAAGAGAGACAGAAGAAAAAGCGAGGGAAAAGACAGCUCUGUGGGGAGAAGAGAAUCUCAUGAUGCAGUGCGGGCGUGCAUCUCAAUGCCCUGCCCAGGGAUGUCCCUGAGUGAGAUACAAGGACACACUGACAUCAUCGGAGACCCAAAGAUGAUGAACCGAAGAUCAGAUGGUGAGAAUGGUUCCACGGUGAAGAGUCCCACCCAGGAGGCAGUGAUAGGCUCCGGCUGCAAGAUGCGAACAUUGGACAGUGGAAUCGGGACCAUCCCCCUUCCUGAAUCCUGCUCCUUCUUCUCCUCCAUCCUGCACUUCCUCCCCAAAUCCUCAUCAACCCCCGAACAGUCCCUGAGCCCUCCCAGUGUCCCCGGGUCCUCCAGCGAGGACGUGUCUCCUUCCCCAUUACCCCGGUGGAGAAUCCCCUCCAGCUUUAAGGACGGCAGCCAUGCGGGAGUCCCAAACUCCCUGUCCGACUCCUCCAUGACCCACAUCCAGUCAGUGCCUUUCCCCACUGUGGCCUUCCUCCAGCCCAUCCAACCCCCGUCUCAACCCAUUAUGACCUCUGCCAGUGUGUGUGACACCCAGACCAGGCUACCCAGACCACCACAAGGUGGAUUGGAACCAAAGAAGCUGACCUACGUCAAAUCCAAACCGCGAGCCGCUCCAAGCCAACAGAAAGAACAGACGAGGCUUCAGCUCGCCAACUGUAAGAUGCCGAGGAUCCAUUUAAACCGCACAAUUGGGAAAACUUGGUGCCAGAUUUACAGAGACAUGUUCUGUGGCAGAUUUUUCGCAUCCGAAACACACUUGAACUUUUAUUUAGCUUCCACACAGAAAGUCCUCUAACAGACCAAAAAAAAAAAAAAAAAACCAAAAUGUUUCUUUAUUCAGGAAAAAAAGUUGUUGAAACACAAGAGAAGUGAAAAUCUGAGCUUUCUGCGAGUAAAACUGAAGUUAGAGAGAUAAAAUACAGCACUUACACAGUUUGUUCCAGAUGGUAAACAAGCUGUACAAUAAUAUGUCACUUCAGUUUUGAGCAGUUCAGACUUUUUAAUCUGAGACAUCAAUGAAGUACAAAUGGACCAGAAGUCUUUUCAGACGCCUUCCCAACCCGUCUCUGCAGCUGGGAGCUUUAAAGAGCCACAAAAGUUCAAGAAUUUCAUUUUUUUAAGGUGGUGCAAAGAAAAAAAUAAAAGGUUUUAUCUGGCUUCAGAGCUCCACUUUGCUUUAAAGCCCAUUUCCUUUCCCACUGAGCAGAGAGCGGCUUAAUAGCAGCUCAACACACGACUGACGCGAGCUUCCCAAACAUCAUUUGCAUCUCACUACAGUACAUUAACGCUGGUAUUUACACCAUGUGUGUGUUUGUGUGUGUGUG
Salarias fasciatus (jewelled blenny) is the source of this 5198-nucleotide messenger RNA. Its product is annotated as nck-associated protein 5-like. NCBI's taxonomy places the organism in Eukaryota, Metazoa, Chordata, Actinopteri, Blenniiformes, Blenniidae. The transcript is spliced from 12 exons. Gene Ontology annotation, cellular component: microtubule plus-end. The record is from RefSeq and is a predicted model, not a curated record. The coding region runs from base 257 to 4669 and encodes 1470 amino acids. Gene Ontology annotation, biological process: microtubule depolymerization; microtubule bundle formation.